Diversispora eburnea is the source of this 249-nucleotide messenger RNA. NCBI's taxonomy places the organism in Eukaryota, Fungi, Glomeromycota, Glomeromycetes, Diversisporales, Diversisporaceae. The record is from the annotation of a GenBank genome assembly.
AUGGCAAGCAACAAAAUAGGACUUGAAAAUAUGGAAAAUCCUCACGAAGAACAACAAAAAAUGUUGUUAGGUAGAAUUGUUUCGAAUGUUAAAAAACUCAACGAAGUGUUGGAAGAUAUGAACAGUCGUAUACAAGAAAUCAACGAAUACAACCGUGAUAUUGUCAUUCUUUCACAAUUCUGGUCAAAUUAUAGUAGAAAUGUUACUUUUAAUCUUGAAAGUAUGGAAAAAUUAAUGGAACCAAUGUAA